Messenger RNA from Cryptococcus wingfieldii CBS 7118, 1650 nucleotides. Its product is annotated as branchpoint-bridging protein. The transcript is spliced from 5 exons. Gene Ontology annotation, molecular function: zinc ion binding; mRNA binding. Gene Ontology annotation, cellular component: nucleus. The record is from RefSeq and is a predicted model, not a curated record. Bases 1 to 1650 code for a protein of 549 amino acids. Lineage: Eukaryota; Fungi; Basidiomycota; Tremellomycetes; Tremellales; Cryptococcaceae. Gene Ontology annotation, biological process: regulation of mRNA splicing, via spliceosome.
AUGUGGAGACCUGCCGUCAAGACAUCCGGGACAAACGACGUCCCCCUCGCAAACAAGCGCCGCUUCGGCCUCCCAGAGGAAGCACCCCCGCCCCCCAAUGCCCCGCCCCAUGCCUCCCGACCCCCAGCCGACCUGCAGUUCUUCAACGGGCGACAGGAGAGAGCCCCGCGCGACGAAGCCCCUCCCAGGAGAGACGACCGCAGGGAUGACCGAGACUAUGGGCGCGGAGGUGGAGACUAUGGAAGGAGGGAUGAUUACAGGCGAGACGAUAGGGAUAGGGAGAGGAGGUACGAUGAUUAUCCUCCCAGGGAUGCCGGGAGGGACCCUAGAUCUUCGAGGUGGGAUGAGCCUAGACGCGAGCCUGAGCCGCAGAUGGGCCGUUCGCGAGACAGAGAAGAGGUUGAAGAUGGUCCCCGAAAACGACGCUCUCGAUGGGGUGAUGCCGACGCCCGUGUGAACGUCCCUGGUAUGCCUGUUACCGUCAUGGGAAACAUGUCUGGCUCUCAGCUCGACAACUACGCCAUCCAUGUCCGUUUGGAAGAGAUCAACCGCAAGUUGCGUACCGGCGAUGUUGUUCCCCCCGACGGCCAGCGCUCUCCUUCGCCCCCGCCCAACUAUGACUCUUAUGGGCGACGAACCAAUACCCGCGAGCUGCGGUACAGGAAGAAGUUGGAGGAUGAGAGGACCAAGUUGGUGGAGAGGGCGGCGCAGGCGGACCCAAGUUUCAGGCCGCCAGUCGAUUUCCAGCAGCGCAGAGGUGGCAACCGUCCCCAGGACAAGGUCUACAUUCCCGUCAAGGAAUUCCCCGAAAUCAACUUUUUCGGUUUGCUCGUCGGGCCGCGUGGUAACUCGCUCAAGAAAAUGGAGAGGGAGAGUGGCGCCAAGAUCAGUAUUCGUGGUAAAGGAAGUGUCAAGGAGGGCAAAGGCCGAGCCGGUAACUUCCCCAAUGACGAGGAGGACGAGUUGCAUUGUCUGAUUACGGGAGACUCUGAGGCCGUGGUCAAAUCAUGUGUCGCUUUGAUCAACCGGGUUAUCGAGACUGCUGCAUCCACCCCCGAAGGCGAGAAUGAUCACAAGCGCAAUCAACUUCGAGAACUUGCAUCACUCAACGGUACUCUGCGUGACGACGAAAACCAGCUCUGUCAGAACUGUGGUGAAAAGGGUCACCGUCGCUGGGAAUGCCCUGCUCAGCGUGUCUACAGCGCCAACGUCAUCUGUCGUCUUUGUGGUGGCGCUGGCCAUAUGGCAAGGGACUGCCGAGGACGAGGUGACCCCAAUUUGCAACAGAACAAGCAGACGGCGUUCGAUUCAGAAUAUACGGCUCUGAUGGCAGAGCUUGGUGAGGGUGGCGGUGGCGGUGGUGGUGGUCCCCCCAUGGGUGCCAUCGGUGCUGCUCCCGGGCAGGGAAAUAUCCCUCCCGAGUCCCGAGUACCGCCCUGGAGACAGCCCGAGAACUGGCAGACCAACGCUGGUGGCUACCGCGGUCCCCCCGGCUACCAGCCCCCCCAACAAGGUCAAGGCUGGCAGCAACCUGCCGCUCCCGGUGGGCAAGCUGCGUAUGCUGGUUACGGUGGUUAUCAACAAGGCGCUGCUGAUCCUUAUGCUGCUUACUACGCCUCGAUGGGCCAGCAAGCUCCCACCGCUGCCUAG